CAACAACAGCAACAACAGCAACAGCAGAUCGUUAGGAGUCCGCAGAAGGAGGACUGGAGGACUGAACAAGUUGAGGAUGGUGGACACGUGGCUACUUCGGAUGAUUCGAGCUGCAGUCAUCAUUAUUAUAUGCAUCAUCAUCAUCAUCAUCAUGUGCACAGGGAAGGAGCAAAUAGGCAUAGGAGAACCAGGGAGAGUCCUAGGAGGAAGACUACUAGUUAUGUACCUGGUCGAAGAAGAAGCGAGGAUAAAAACGCAGCUAUAACUGGUAGCCUGCCACGAAGAAGAUCCCGAGCAGCGGACGAUAUAGUGUGCUCUCGGCUGAGUCCGGGCCGCUACCAGCGUAGCCCGGGCCACAAUGGGCAAAGAGCUGUUAUAGUCGAAUCUCAGAGUCCUGAGACAAGGCUGAAAGCUUUGUCAGCGGAAUCGUUGAGAUCGGUCAGCCCUGGCAGCGACAGUGUUUUCUACAGCGAGGGGGCUGACCAGUGCCUGGCUGUCACUGCCUUCGAUAAUCAUCACUGUCAUCAUUGUGGUCGAGAG
This is a messenger RNA of Ceratina calcarata, 540 nucleotides long. RefSeq lists its product as uncharacterized. The record is from RefSeq and is a predicted model, not a curated record. The transcript has 2 exons. NCBI's taxonomy places the organism in Eukaryota, Metazoa, Arthropoda, Insecta, Hymenoptera, Apidae. The annotation marks the transcript as partial.